AUGGAUUUUGUCCACAGCAGUGGUGUGCUGGUUAUACAGCACCUCCAGAACAACUACAGGGAACACCACGACUUCCUCAACUUUAUGUCAACUGUGGGAGACCCUCGUAAUAUUUUCUCUGUUUAUUUCCCCCUCUGGUUCCAUCUCAGUCAUAACGUGGGCAAAAAGAUGAUCUGGGUGGCUGUUUUUGGAGACUGGCUCAAUCUCAUUUUCAAAUGGAUUCUGUUUGGGCAGCGACCUUACUGGUGGGUGCAGGAAACUCCCUUCUACCACAAUGACUCAUUCCCACUUUUGGAGCAAUUUCACAACACAUGUGAAACGGGGCCAGGAAGUCCAUCUGGUCACGCCAUGGGCUCAUCAUGUGUGUGGUAUGUGAUGAUCACCUCUGCUCUCAACUUCACCAAGACUUCCUCCUCCACUCUCACUUCUGUGCAGAGUUUCCAAAGGUGGGCCGGUUUGUUUCGUCUUCUGAAGUCUUGCCUGUGGAUGGCUUUUUGGGUCAUUCAGAUAAGUGUCUGCGUCUCCAGGGUUUUUAUUGCGACACAUUUCCCACAUCAGGUUGUCCUUGGUCUUUUAGCUGGUAUGCUGGUUGCCGAGGCGUUCGAUCACAUCCCCUCAGUCUACAAUGCAAGCUUGAAAGUGUACCUCCAGACCAACGUGUUUCUUUUCUCUUUUGCCGUUUGCUUUUAUCUGAUCUUCAAAUCAACCGAUAUUGAUCUUCUGUGGUCAGUUGCUAAAGCCAAGAAGUGGUGCGCUAACCCAGAUUGGAUCCAUCUCGACACCACACCUUUUGCCGGUCUGGUGAGAAACCUGGGAGCCUUGUUUGGUCUAGGCCUGGCGGUGAACUCUCGCAUGUUCAUUCAGAGCUGCAAGGGGAAGAACGGCUACAAAGCCAGAUUCAAACUCAUGUGCGUGGCAGCAACUCUCACAUCUCUGCAACUGUAUGACUUAAUUAAAAUUCCCACUCACUCUGAGGUUCUGUUUUACGUUUUAUCAUUCUGUAAGAGCGCUUCAGUUCCUCUCGGUGUGGUGGCUGUUAUCCCGUACUGUGUUCAUCUGCUGAUCGGAGAUGAGGACAGGAAGCUUGCUUAGAUUGUGGAGGAAGUGUGAAGUUUUGUAACAAUCCUAUGUUAGACUUUUAAUUUAGGAUAUCAGAUGGGUUAUGUCCUGUCCCACCACCCGUCACAGACAGUCACCUAAGCACUGAAACUGCAAUAUACAAAGUUACACUACGAAUUGGUUAGAAGUAAAUCCGUUUUUUAUGUGGUCUAACUUUAUGACUUGGAGCCUAUCUGAGUUUUUG
Morone saxatilis (striped sea-bass) is the source of this 1303-nucleotide messenger RNA. RefSeq names its product glucose-6-phosphatase 2-like. The transcript has 5 exons. The record is from RefSeq and is a predicted model, not a curated record. Gene Ontology annotation, cellular component: membrane. NCBI's taxonomy places the organism in Eukaryota, Metazoa, Chordata, Actinopteri, Moronidae. The coding region runs from base 1 to 1092 and encodes 363 amino acids. Gene Ontology annotation, biological process: glucose 6-phosphate metabolic process; gluconeogenesis. Gene Ontology annotation, molecular function: glucose-6-phosphatase activity.